This is a messenger RNA of Etheostoma cragini (Arkansas darter), 699 nucleotides long. Its product is annotated as nuclear factor 1 A-type. The record is from RefSeq and is a predicted model, not a curated record. Gene Ontology annotation, cellular component: nucleus. Gene Ontology annotation, molecular function: DNA-binding transcription factor activity, RNA polymerase II-specific; RNA polymerase II cis-regulatory region sequence-specific DNA binding. NCBI's taxonomy places the organism in Eukaryota, Metazoa, Chordata, Actinopteri, Perciformes, Percidae. The transcript has a single exon. Gene Ontology annotation, biological process: regulation of transcription by RNA polymerase II. The annotation marks the transcript as partial.
GAUGAGUUCCAUCCUUUCAUCGAGGCCCUGCUGCCCCACGUCCGGGCCUUCGCCUACACCUGGUUCAACCUGCAGGCGCGGAAGAGGAAAUACUUCAAGAAGCACGAGAAGCGCAUGUCGAAGGAGGAGGAGCGCGCCGUGAAGGACGAGCUCCUGGGGGAGAAGCCCGAGGUCAAGCAGAAGUGGGCCUCGCGCCUCCUCGCCAAGCUGCGCAAGGACAUCCGGCCCGAGUUCCGCGAGGACUUCGUCCUGACGGUGACGGGGAAGAAGCCCCCCUGCUGCGUGCUCUCCAACCCGGACCAGAAGGGCAAGAUGCGGCGGAUCGACUGCCUGCGCCAGGCGGACAAGGUCUGGCGCCUGGACCUGGUCAUGGUGAUUUUAUUCAAAGGGAUCCCCCUGGAGAGCACCGACGGGGAGCGGCUGGUCAAGUCCCCCCAGUGCUCCAACCCCACGCUGUGCGUGCAGCCGCACCACAUCGGAGUCUCGGUCAAGGAGCUGGACCUGUACCUGGCCUACUUCGUGCACGCCGGUGAGUCGCCGCUUCCCGUUCUUCUUCUGGGGGUUUUGAGGGUUGUGGAGCUGCAGCUGCAGAGCUCUGGGAAACGGGGGGUCUUAAGGCCUCGGAUCCUUCGAGAGGCUGGAUGUGGUCCGGACGUUUUGGAUGUUGGUCUGGAUUUGUCAGUUAAGGGACUGAUCUAG